Messenger RNA from Vombatus ursinus (common wombat), 2115 nucleotides. It is a transcript of the gene TRIM65, whose product is annotated as tripartite motif containing 65. Gene Ontology annotation, molecular function: zinc ion binding; protein binding. Bases 306 to 1952 code for a protein of 548 amino acids. Lineage: Eukaryota; Metazoa; Chordata; Mammalia; Diprotodontia; Vombatidae. Gene Ontology annotation, biological process: positive regulation of autophagy. The record is from RefSeq and is a predicted model, not a curated record. The transcript has 7 exons.
UGUCUAGUCUGGACUCCUGGGUGUGGUGGCCUCUGAAAGCACACUCUGCAAGCUCCAGUUCUCCACCCUAUGACUCUGCCUCCCACCUCUCCCCCACGCCUACCCCAAGUGGGAGGAGAGAUCCUUCGUAAGGUUCAGUGUCAUCCUUCAAGCCUAAAAUUCAAAGGAGGGGAGGAGUCCGGGAGGGUCGGGCCAACCCCUCUCUCUCUCUCCACACUUCGAGAAACUGCAGGCUCCUGGCUGCAACCCCUAGACUUCCCUUUCUGGGUCCUGCAGCUUCUUCCUCCCCUGGCCAGAGCGAAAGAAUGGCUGCCUUGCAACUAGAGGAGAAGCUGGUCUGUGCAAUCUGUCUGGAGUUGUACCGGGAAGCUGUCACUCUGCCCUGUGGCCACAACUUUUGCCGGACAUGCAUCGAAGACCACUGGCGCAGGCAAGAAGUGGACUGCCCCCAGUGCCGGACCCCGUUCACGCAGCGCCCCGCGCUGCACAAGAACGGGGCUCUGUGUGAAGUGGUGGAGGCCCUGCGGGCGGCCGAAAGGCAGCUGGCCGCGGUGAAACCAGUACCCGGCCCGAGCCGGGCAGCCCUAUGCCCCCGGCAUGGGCGAGCCCUGGAGCUCUACUGCCGGACCGAGAAGCUGUGCAUCUGCUGUGCCUGCACAGUGGACCAGUGCCAGGACCACCGGCGCGUCAUGCCCGAUGUGGAGCGCAAGGAGCAGGAGAAACGGCUGGAAAAGCAGCUGGAGGAAAACUGGAGGCAGGCAGUCCAGGCUGAGGAACAACUUCAGGAGUUGCAGCAGAGAAGUGACGAGAUCCAGAGUCCAUCAUUUGGUGCUCCAGGGCUGUCUUUGUCAGUCUAUGCCCACCUUCACUGCUCCCAACUCGAGCCUCCUCCGCCCACCCAGAACUCAGUCCACAUUCUGGCAUUGGCUGUCUCGGAAAAAGUCACUUGCCUGCUGCGGGCCCUCGAAGCACAGCGGGAUAAGGCGCUCCAGAGCAUUGAGCAGGAAAAGGCAGCUGCCCUGGCACAGGCCAGGGAGACCAGGAAGUGGCUUCAGGACCACCUGGAAUAUCUGGCACAACACACCCAGCAGAUCCAAGAGCUGCUGACCUGUCCCGAUGACAUGAACUUCCUCCAGAGGGCUCUACUUCUGAUACCCCCUGGGUCUUUGGCACCAGUGCCCUCACUGACGUGGGACGAAGAUGCUGGUCAGCUGAAGGAGCUGAAGAAGACACUAGACCAAAUCUAUCAACUCCUGAUGAAGGAUGAGAUUGGCCCUGUGAGUCUUGGAGAUGCUGAUCCUGGCCUCAAGGAGUGCAGAAGACCCCUGGAAUCAGUCCCAAGACCCAUGAGCACUCUAAGGAAGGAACUGAAACAGAAUUAUCGCAACCUCACCUUUGACCCUGACACCGCCAACCACCACCUUUAUCUAUCCUGCCAAAACCAGAGGGUAAAACAUGGCUCCAGGGCCCAGCAUGCUACCCAGCCUGGGAGGUUUCAGCUAUGGCAAGUACUGUGUACCCAGAGCUUUGAAGCAGGAAAGCACUACUGGGAGGUAGAAGUGUCAGACCAUUCAGUGACCCUGGGUGUCACCUACCGUGGGCUUGCCCGGCAAAACCUGCCCGGACAGACAGACAACAUUGGGAGAAACUCUUGUUCCUGGGGGCUUCGGGUGCAGGAGGAUGGCUACCAGGCCUGGCACAAUGGGGAGGCCCAACGGCUUCUGGGCAAACCCGGACACCUCCUGGGAAUGGAGUUGGACCUGCCUGUUGGACGUCUCUCUUUCUAUAGCUUGGAGCCUCAGAUCCAGCUCCUGCAUGUCUUCAACGCCGUCUUCACCCAGCCCCUCUAUCCUGUCUUCUGGCUCUGUGAAGGCAGAACCGUCACCCUCUGUCAGCUGCCAGGGGCCAAGCCUUAUUCUGGGCCCCAGGAAGAAUCACUCAUUCCCAGCUGAAAAGAAUCUAAAGAGGGUGGGGGAGCCCAGAAAAAUAAUGGUUAUGUUUAAGAGGCAUCAGGGGCUGAGGGUGCAGAUGCCAGGGCCCAGUGCCCUGUUUUUUUUAUCCCACUUAAUAGUAUUUUAUUUUUUCCAAUUACAUAUAAAGAUAGUUUUCAACAUU